This is a messenger RNA of Drosophila serrata, 2507 nucleotides long. It is a transcript of the gene Cog4, whose product is annotated as conserved oligomeric Golgi complex subunit 4. Lineage: Eukaryota; Metazoa; Arthropoda; Insecta; Diptera; Drosophilidae. Gene Ontology annotation, biological process: retrograde vesicle-mediated transport, Golgi to endoplasmic reticulum; Golgi organization. Gene Ontology annotation, cellular component: COG complex. The record is from RefSeq and is a predicted model, not a curated record.
CCAAAUUCCGAUACACUGGUGACGAGAAUCGUUCAUAUCCCAUCUCUAUUACGUGCAAAAACAUUGCCCACGUAGAUCAACCAAAAUUUGUUUAAUAAAGUCUUAAUUUAGCCGUAUAGGAGAACCAUUUACUACCCGAUGUUCGCAGGAUGAGUGUAGUGAAACAACUGAGCGCCUUGGACAUCGGCACAAGUGGACAGGUGGACGAGACUCUGCAGCGAAUUGCCGAAGAAGAGGCGAAAGUAAACGAGAAACUGGAAGCUUUGCUGGCCAAACAAUGCCAGAUAGAAGCCAAAAUGAGCGGCAUUGGCCGAUCCUUGACUCUGUUGCAUACCGUGGACAGUGAUUCCAGCAAGUUAAAUGCACAAAUCGUAAACACCGCCCAGUUGGCCGAGUCUGUGAGCGCCAAGGUACGCCGGCUGGAUUUGGCCAGGUGCCGGGCCUCCGAGUGCCAGCAGAGGGUACACGACCUUAUCGACCUCCACCUGUGCAGCCAGGGCGUGGUGAAGGCCAUCGGCGAGGAAGACUACGAGAAGAGUGCCACGCACAUUGCUCGCUUCCUGGCAAUGGAUCAGCAGCUUCUGCGGCGCACCGCUGACGAUGUCCAGGGCUCUAUAACUUCGGUGAGCGAUGCGGUCAAGACACUGGAGGAUGCCACGGAAAAGACACGGGUGCUCAUCGCAAAGCGAUUCGACGAGGCCGUCAAGAGCGAUGAUUUGGCUUCGGUGGAGAGAUUCUUUAAGAUAUUUCCGCUUAUAGGCUGCCAUCGCAUUGGCAUUGAGAAGUUUUCCACAUACAUUUGCCAGAAGCUGUCGGCUAAGGCGCAGAAGGAGCUGCGGAAUGCCCAGGAUAUAGCCAAAGCUGAAUCCAGGAUGCAGUUGGCAUAUGCUGAUCGUUUGACUGCCAUUUUGGAGAAUUUCGCACGAGUCGUCGAGGUUAAUCAGCCCAUAAUUGAAGCAUUCUAUGGCCAAGCUUCUGCCUCUCUGAUUGACAUGGUAGCCAUACUGCAGCACGAAUGCGAUGCUGAAGUCAAGAACCUGUUAAUGGAGUUCAACAAAAACCGACAGAUUCAGUACCGUAGCAAGCAAGUAAAUGAAUCGACACAGAGGAGCGCUGCAGGCGGCGGCAGCGUCAGUAGCAACAGUAUUCAGGCUUUGGGACAUUAUCGAAAACCCUCUGGUGGAUCCGUGGACAAGCUGAAUCCCAAGGAAAUCGAUGCCAUCAUCGCUGAAAUCACUGUGAUGCAUGCUCGAGUAGAGCUGUACUUUAGAUUCAUGCGGCGUCGCUUGCAGGUUCAUAUAGAGACUUGUGUGCCCGAAAAAGAACAAAUGGAAAUAAUGGAGCGCUAUGAAAAGAUAAUGAAGAACUCGGACUUGCGCCGGCAAAUGCAAGAGAUUCUGAGCACCUAUUUGCUCCUUGAAAGAUAUUUCAUGGAGGAAAGCGUCCUCAAGGCCAUCGGCUUGGAUGCCUAUGAGCCCGGGCAGCAGUGCUCUUCCAUGGUGGACGACGUCUUCUUUAUAUUACGCAAAUCCAUUCGCCGAGCCCUGACUACUCAGUCCAUCAACGGAACCUGUGCUGUCAUCAAUAAUGUGGCAGCCUGUCUAGACGGUGACUUCGUAGCGGCGCUUAAGGCUCCCCUUAAAAACGGCUAUCCAUCGGGCUACAUUGACCUGGCUCAAGCCUAUAAUGCCAUUCAGACAACUUUGCAGCAGGGCAAAUUACAUUCCAGCGACGCCGAUCGAGUUCGGGGCAAUUUCCUCGUCCAGCUUAACAAUGCCGACAUCUCCACAGAGUAUAUCGAGACUCUGUGGCAAACGAUGGAGCAGGAAAUCGGUGGAACAUUUCCACAAACCUCGCCGGUGGAGCGACAAUUGCUGGAUAGCUGCCUUACAGAACUAAAGGCUGUGCGAGAUACCCUGAAGGCCACUGUUGAUUUUGGAAUGCAGCAACUCCGAUCCAGCGUUAUCAAGCCGCGACUGAAUCCCUGGAUCAAUCAGUUCUUGAAUUAUAGUCACAAUUUGAAUGAGGAAGAACUGGCUGCUUACGAGGCUGGCGAGACUUUUGUUCAGUUUUUCAUUGUGCAAUUGGAUGGGCUGCUCAAUUCCUUCAAGAGCUCCCUGAGUCCCAGGAACUACGACGCCCUAGUCAGUAUUCUAGCCACCGAAGUAACAAUCCAAUUGGAAAGGGCUAUAAAGAAAAUAAGCUUCAAUAGGCUGGGCGGCCUGGUGCUGGAUCAAGAGGUCCGUGCCUUGGGAAGUUAUCUAACAGGGGCCACGUCCUGGUCUGUACGGGAUAAAAUGACGCGGAUCUCACAAAUAGCCACACUUUUAAAUCUGGACAAGAUUUCAGAGCUCUCCGAGUACUGGAGUCCCGAGAAUAACAAGGAAAUGUCAACAUGGCACCUGACGCCCAACGAAGUUCGCACAUUUCUAACCUUAAGAAGCGACUUUCGCAUAGAGGACAUUAAACGCCUGCAGCUUUAGGCUAUUUAUUUAUUACCUUUGACC